Molecule: messenger RNA, 1281 nt
Organism: Cadophora gregata
Lineage: Eukaryota; Fungi; Ascomycota; Leotiomycetes; Helotiales; Ploettnerulaceae
Exons: 3
Coding region: 103-978 (291 amino acids)
Source: RefSeq, a predicted model, not a curated record
AUCGAUUCUUCCUCACCCAAAAAAAAAACAGCUUUCACAACGUGGAGCGCUGUGACUUCCUCUUCCUUCUUCACGCACCAGUCUCGACAUCUGAAUCAUAGAAUGUCGAAUGCCAUGGAGAUGACUUUGAGAUUGAGAGCCAACCGGCGUGAAAGCGACAGCCAGAGGGCGAGUGCAGGCUCUGAGAGAGCCAGCCACCAUGAAGACGACAGCCAGAGGGCGAGUGAGAUCAAAUUAUCGAUAUCGAGUUUCAGCCUCCCCGUGAAGGUGAUCGUCGGCCCCGAGAAGGUCGAGAUGUGGGUUCAAAAAGGAAUCAUUUGCGACGCAUCGGGUUUCUUCAAGGCUGCUUGCAAUGAAAAGUGGGAAUCGGGGCGUACCAACACGGUGACGCUCUCGCGCGAGAAGCCUGCGAUUUUUGCGAUUUUUGCGACCUGGUUGUUAACUGGAGAUAUCACCAACUUCGAGUCAUUCGUGCAGGAUAUGAAUUUUUUUUCUGGAGGAGGUGAUGACAACACCAGCGAUCCAGAAACAUACAGAGAUGUGGAGCGUCAUAAUCUGAAAAUGGACCACCUGUUCGACAGCUACAUCCUCGGCGACUUCCUGAUGGCUCCUGCAUUCAAGGAGACGAUCAUGGACCACCUUUUUGAGUACAGCAGAGGCUAUGCAGUGGCAGAACUCAUUUCCUUUCGAUUCAACAUCAACCCUGUGCGACUUAAUGAGAUUUACGACGCCACUGGCGAAGAUUCACCACUCCGUCGGUUCAUUAUCGAUAAAUUGAUAGGUACCUUCGAUAGCCCAGCGUUUACAACUUUUAUUGGGUUGGAGCAGCUCAACAGAGAAGUUUUGAGUGAUGUUGCGACUGCCUUUUUCGAGGUUGGAGUAAUGGAUGGAGCUUGGUUUCAGCAUCAGUUCUCUAGGAGAGCUAGAUGUGCCUACCAGGAGAACCCUACCCCAGGUGAGAGACUUGCUUGGGAAUAGUUUGGAGGGAUUUGUGGCUGUGUGUGUAUUUUUUAGCUUCAUGGGAAACUGAGUAGUCUCAUGGGAGACUACAUCGGUUCAUGGGAAACGGGAUCGUCUUAUGGGGGACUUUCUAUUAUCACAGAGUAUAGCGAUUUCGUCAUGCGAGCCUACUUCCUGGCUACAGCGCACAAAACCCGUGACAAAAUGUAUUUGCAGUUUUCAUUGCGAACCUGUCAACCGCCUUGCUUGUGACCCCUUUUUCCGAAGAAGUGAAGCCAACAAACUCCAUCGGUCUUACUGCCAAAUUCCGUGAAAAUGAUU